Messenger RNA from Leptopilina boulardi, 1770 nucleotides. Its product is annotated as armadillo repeat-containing protein 6 homolog. The record is from RefSeq and is a predicted model, not a curated record. The transcript has 5 exons. Bases 193 to 1566 code for a protein of 457 amino acids. Gene Ontology annotation, biological process: hematopoietic progenitor cell differentiation. NCBI's taxonomy places the organism in Eukaryota, Metazoa, Arthropoda, Insecta, Hymenoptera, Figitidae. Gene Ontology annotation, molecular function: protein binding.
AGCACUGUCUAAUUUAUUUUUUUGUUGCAUUCACUGUUUCAUAUAUAUAUUUGUUUAUAUGCUCAAAAGCAGUUUUGUAGCGUGUAGUGCGGUCUGUAAUAAAAUUGUCUCACGUGUUUGUUAAACUUUCUUUCAUUUCCUUCUAUGGUGUCAUUUAAGAAUCAUAAAAUACCAAACAAAUAAUAAGUAAAAAUGGUUCGUGUUAUUAGUCAACAAACAUACGAUGAUGUUGUACAAGAAAACAUUAAUGAAUUUGAAAUGUCUCCAGAAGAAGCUAUUACUGAAGCAAUUAAAGAGUUUGAAGCACAGGGAGUUGAUCUAAGUAACAUUAUCAAAGACCUGGCAAUAAAUGACGACUCAGUUAUUCUCUCAUGCCUGGAGAAAUUAUCUGCUUGUUUGUCAGAAGAGGAAUAUGAUUCAGCUCAUUCCCAACUGGAGAAAUUAAAGAAUGAAUUAGAUAAAGAUAUUGCCCGGCGCAUUUAUGCAGCGAAACACGACGCUUAUUCAAUCUUAACAAGCAUGAUUAAAAAAUGCAAAGACAAUCCUUUAGUAAUAAAAUCUGCACUCAAGACAAUAACGUCAUUAAUGACAGGUCAUCCCGAUUUGCUCGACGAAAGGGGAAUUUCUCUUCAAAUCGAAAUUUUGGAAACAGUGGAUGAUACUCAGACAUUGCAGUGUUUGUUGAAAUGGAUUAAAGAAUGUUGUAUAAAGCAUGAAAUUAAUAGGCAGAAUAUAUUCAGUGCAAAUAUUUUCGUAAAAUUGAAAAAAGUAUUGGUUAGUGAAAAGGUAACAGAAUCCGAAGUGAGAGAUGUCUGUUCAGUUAUAAGGGCUUUGGUACUGGAUGAUGAUGUGAGACACGAAUAUGGAAAAGCCCAUGAACAUGCAACUGUUAUCGCUAAAAGUGCUCUGGAUGUUUUAACUGGGUUAUUGCCAAGAUUUAAAUCCGACAAAGCUGUUACUGGAGAUAUAAUGCUUACCUUAGCAUCUUUAAUAGUAAGAAACGAAUUUUGUCAAGAUGUAGAUGACGCUGGUGGUCUCAAGUUCCUUUUGGAUGUCAUGAUUGAUCAUCCUGAUGUUGAAAAACUCAAUUGGCAAGCUUUAAAAUUGCUCAAAGCCCUUGCUGGAAACGACAAUGUUAAAUCGCGUAUUGUCACUUCAGGAAGUGCCCCUUUAAUUGUUUCAGUAAUUAGUAGACUGAAAAAUUCAGAAACAGUGGUGAGCGCAGGUCUUGCAUGCAUUUCCGCCUUAUCGUUAAGAAGUCCCUCAAAUGCGGGAGUGUUUUUUGAUUGUGGCGCACCGAUGGUAAUCAUCGAUGCAAUGAAGGCUUAUCCUAAAAGUUUCAAUGUUCAGCAAAACGGAUCGUGGGCUAUAAGAAACAUGUCCGUAAGAAAUUCAAUGGAAGCAAAGGAAUUUAUUGCACACGGUGUGGAGGAUAUUUUAAGAGCAUCCGUUGACACUCAUGGUGAAAAAUUAGAAAAUGACGUGAAAGCUGCAUUAAGAGACUUGGGAUUGAAAGUGAACUUGAAGGAAAGAUGGACUGGGAAAGGAAAUUCUUUGAAAAAUUAGUAAUCUUGCCGAAAUUAUUGAAGAAUGAUCAUUUUUUAUAUUAAAAUCAAAGCUUGUUGCAUAUUAUUGAAUUUUUCUAUUUAUAUGUAGCACAUUGAAGUUAACUAUGUACAUAUUUUAAACAAUGCUUUUAUAUUGUAACAAAAAGCAUGUGAUACAAUUACGCGUCACAAUUUAAAAAUAUAAAAUAAUUUUCUUCUUCUA